Molecule: messenger RNA, 2515 nt
Organism: Corticium candelabrum
Lineage: Eukaryota; Metazoa; Porifera; Homoscleromorpha; Homosclerophorida; Plakinidae
Exons: 1
Coding region: 217-2232 (671 amino acids)
Biological process (GO): DNA integration
Molecular function (GO): nucleic acid binding
Source: RefSeq, a predicted model, not a curated record
CUCUCAGGAGUAGCAGUAUAUCUGGACGACAUACUCGUCAGCGGGAGAAAUGCAGAAGAUCACUUGCACAAUCUCCGAGGGCUACUCAAAAGACUCAAUGACAAGGGACUCAGAUGCAGACUUGAAAAAUGUGCUUUUGCUCAGUCGCGAAUCACAUACUUAGGCCAUACGCUUUCGCUACAAGGCCUUGCCAAGGGACCAAAGGUGGACGCGGUAAUGCAGAUGCCGCCACCAAAAGACGUUGCCACACUAAAGUCAUUUCUCGGAUCGAUUCAAUUCUACCGCAAGUUUCUGCCUAAUCUAGCGACGGCAGCAGAACCUUUGACACGACUCACUAGGAAGGACGUUCGAUGGAAAUGGACUACUACAGAACAAACAGCAUUCAAUGACCUGAAGGCAAUGCUGAACACGGACACGGUUCUGGCUCAUUUCAACCCAUCCUGUCCUAUCGGUAUUUCUUGUGACGCGUCAGAUGUUGGAAUUGGUGCUGUGUUGUUUCAUCGAUAUCCAGAUGGGAGCGAGCGACCAAUCGCCAACGCGUCCAAAACUCUUUCCUCAGCACAGAAGAAGUACUCACAAAUUCAGAAAGAAGCUUUGUCCAUCAUUUUCGCUCUACACAAGUUUCAUCAAUUUCUUUAUGGAAGACACUUCAUUCUCGUGACAGACCACAGACCUCUUCUUGCUAUGUUUGGUCCUCACAAAGCAACACCAGUCAUUGCUGCCAAUCGAUUAGCAAGAUGGGCUCUUAUGCUCAGUCAAUACGACUACACAAUCGAGUAUCGUGAAACGUCAAAGCAUGGCAAUGCGGAUGCCCUGAGUCGCCUACCGGCAGAAUCCGACCCCAAUUUUGACAGAAAGGAAAGCGAUAGUGACAUCGACACGGUAUGUCUCAUCAACACUAUCAGCACUCAGAUCAAUUCCGGCGACCAGAACAAACUUCGAAAGGAGACCGCCAAGGAUCCAGUCAUAACCGAAGUUUUGAGAUACGUUAGAGAAGGGUGGCCAAAACAAGUUUCAGACUUACUCAAGGAUUUCAAGACAAAGGAAAACUCGCUGACCACUAUCAACGGAUGCCUAAUGUAUGGAAAUCGCGUAGUGAUACCGCGAAGUCUACAACCGGAAGUGCUAAAAAUCCUACACGAAGGACAUUUUGGUAUGCAACGAAUGAAGCAACUUGCUCGGACAGCAGUCUAUUGGCCAAGAAUCGAUGCCGAUAUUCAAGACACUUGCCAUCGGUGCACAGCUUGUGCCGAACACCAGAACAAGCCUGCAAAAGCAGCAAAUCACCCGUGGAUGUUACCGGAAAAGCCGUGGAGUAGAGUACACGUUGAUCAUGCCAUUGAUUUUAUGGGACACAAUUGGCUUGUCGUUGUGGAUUCAUAUUCCAAGUACCCGUGUAUUCACCCUACCAGCUCAACUUCUACCAAGUCAACAACACGAUUACUUGAGGAAGAUUUCGCACAUUUUGGAUAUCCUCAUGCUCUUGUGUCUGACAAUGCUACUAGCUUCACGUCACAAGAAUUCAAGACUUGGUGCCAAGAGAGAGGGAUUGUUCAUUUGACUGGCGCACCAUAUCACCCAGCCACCAACGGUGCCGCUGAGAGGCUAGUACAAACGUUCAAAAAUUCCCUCAAGAAGUCCAGUAAACCACCCAGGGAAGCUCUCCAGGAGUUCCUUAUGCAAUACCGGCGAUCACCAUUACCAAGUGGCUACUCUCCCAGUGAGCUGCUCAACAACAGGUUGAUCAGAGCCAAAAUCGACACAUUGGUGCCAUCACCUGCUCAUGAGGCACAAGGUCGUCAGGCUAGGGAAGCCACGAAGUCACAGGCGAAGGAGUUCCAGAACGCUGUUCACAAGGUUAACAAUAAUUACUAUCAAGUGGGUAGACCGUGCUACGCUCUCUACUGUGGACCACGUCGUACCAGCGAUCCAAGAUGGGUUCCAGCUACAGUAAUUCGAGUGCACGGCUCACGAAGCGUGAACGUGAAAGUACACCCACGAGGGCCAAUCUGGCGGCGGCACAUCGAACAGCUGAGACCACGCUAUGGUGUAGAAGAAGACACAGAUCCAGGUACAGACCCAGGGGAUCUUAUACACGUGCCUUCACCAACCCUUCAACCAGAUGUUGAAACCAACAGCCAGGAAUGUCAACCAAGCGCACCUCAAUAUGGACCGGGCAAUCCUCGACGAUCUACAAGGAUUCGUAAACCAAAGAAGGUUUGGAAUUGCUGACGUCUUGUCCACCUUCAUAAGAUCGAGUUCAAGACUAAAGGGGGAGGUGUUCUGGAAACUUCCGGAACAUUGACACGUAGUAGCUAUAACCAGUUAGUUCCGGUACUAGGUAGUUACCUUAGCACUCUAGAUGUUUCUAGAACGUCUAACUAACAGGUAUAUAAACGGUGCUACAUAGAGUAAGAGACAGAGUGCGAGUUGAGUUGAUACGACGUUUGUAGUUCUUAGUGUGCUUUGUAUUAGAGUAUACAUAUUUCGAAAUUCCUAUUGUCUCAAGAACACA